AUGGACACCCUCCAGCUGUUCCGGGGUGACACCGUCCUCGUCAAGGGCAAGAAGCGCAAGGACACCGUUCUGAUUGUUUUGGCCGAUGAUGAUCUCGAUGAUGGAAGCGCUCGCAUCAACCGUGUUGUGAGACACAACCUGCGUGUCAAGCACGGCGAUAUCAUCACCGUCCACCCCUGCCCCGACAUCAAAUACGCCAAGCGUAUUGCCGUUCUCCCCAUCGCCGACACCGUUGAGGGCCUCACUGGCUCCCUUUUCGAUGUCUACCUCGCCCCCUACUUCCGCGAAGCCUACAGACCCGUGAGACAGGGAGACCUGUUCACAGUAAGAGGUGGUAUGAGACAAGUGGAAUUCAAGGUUGUUGAGGUGGAUCCCCCAGAGUAUGGCAUCGUUGCCCAAGAUACCAUCAUCCACUGCGAGGGUGAGCCGAUCCAGCGCGAGGAUGAGGAGGGCAACCUCAACGAGGUCGGUUACGACGACAUCGGUGGCUGCAGGAAGCAGAUGGCUCAGAUCCGUGAGUUGGUCGAGCUGCCCCUUCGCCACCCCCAGCUCUUCAAGUCCAUCGGUAUCAAGCCUCCCCGUGGUAUCCUCAUGUACGGUCCUCCGGGUACCGGUAAGACUCUGAUGGCUCGUGCUGUGGCCAACGAGACUGGCGCUUUCUUCUUCCUGAUCAACGGUCCCGAGAUCAUGUCCAAGAUGGCCGGUGAAUCCGAGUCCAACCUGCGCAAGGCCUUCGAGGAAGCCGAGAAGAACUCCCCUGCCAUCAUCUUCAUUGAUGAAAUCGAUUCCAUCGCCCCUAAGCGUGAGAAGACCAACGGUGAAGUCGAGCGUCGUGUCGUCUCUCAGCUUCUGACCCUGAUGGACGGUAUGAAGGCCCGCUCCAACGUGGUUGUCAUGGCCGCCACCAACCGCCCCAACUCCAUCGACCCUGCCCUCCGCCGUUUCGGUCGUUUCGAUCGUGAGGUCGACAUCGGUAUCCCCGACCCCACUGGCCGUCUGGAGAUCCUCUCGAUCCACACCAAGAACAUGAAGCUGGGUGAUGAUGUCGACUUGGAGACCAUUGCCGCCGAGACCCACGGUUACGUCGGUUCCGAUCUUGCCUCUCUGUGCUCUGAGGCCGCCAUGCAGCAGAUCCGUGAGAAGAUGGAUUUGAUUGACCUCGACGAGGACACCAUUGACGCGGAGGUCCUGGACUCUCUGGGUGUUACCAUGGAGAACUUCCGUUACGCCCUCGGUGUCUCCAACCCCUCCGCUCUCCGCGAGGUUGCCGUUGUCGAGGUGCCCAACGUCCGUUGGGAGGACAUUGGUGGUCUGGAGGAGGUCAAGCGCGAGCUCAUCGAGAGCGUGCAGUACCCUGUCGACCACCCCGAGAAGUUCCAGAAGUUUGGUCUUUCUCCUUCCCGCGGUGUUUUGUUCUAUGGUCCUCCUGGUACUGGUAAGACCAUGCUUGCCAAGGCCGUGGCCAACGAGUGUGCUGCCAACUUCAUCUCGGUCAAGGGUCCUGAGCUGCUGAGUAUGUGGUUCGGUGAGUCCGAGAGCAACAUCCGUGAUAUCUUCGACAAGGCCCGCGCCGCUGCUCCUUGCGUUGUCUUCCUGGAUGAGUUGGAUUCCAUCGCCAAGUCUCGUGGUGGCUCUGUCGGUGAUGCCGGCGGUGCCUCUGACCGUGUCGUCAACCAGCUCCUGACUGAGAUGGACGGUAUGACUUCCAAGAAGAACGUCUUCGUCAUUGGUGCCACGAACAGACCCGAGCAGCUUGAUGCCGCCCUGGUCCGUCCUGGUCGUCUUGACACCCUGGUCUACGUUCCUCUGCCCGACCAGGCCUCUCGUGAGAGCAUCCUCAAGGCCCAGCUCCGCAAGACUCCUAUCGCUGGCGACAUCGACCUCUCCUUCAUUGCCAGCAAGACCCACGGAUUCUCCGGUGCUGAUCUUGGCUUCGUGACCCAGCGUGCUGUCAAGCUCGCCAUCAAGCAGUCCAUCGGCGCUGAUAUUGAGCGCCAGAAGCAGCGUGAGGCCCAGGGCGAGGAUGUCAAGAUGGAGGACGAGGAGGUCGAGGAGGAGGACCCGGUGCCGGAGCUUACCCGGGCACACUUCGAGGAGGCGAUGAAGUCGGCCAGGCGCUCCGUCAGCGACGUGGAGAUCCGUCGCUACGAGGCAUUUGCCCAGAGCCUGAAGAACUCGGGUGGCAGCAGCUUCUUCCGCUUCCCGUCGGCGGGUGAGGUGACGGACAACAACACGUUUGGUGAAGCCGGCAAUGACGACAGCCUCUAUGACUAG
Molecule: messenger RNA, 2274 nt
Organism: Aspergillus luchuensis
Lineage: Eukaryota; Fungi; Ascomycota; Eurotiomycetes; Eurotiales; Aspergillaceae
Gene: cdc48
Product: AAA family ATPase CDC48
Exons: 3
Coding region: 1-2274 (757 amino acids)
Biological process (GO): autophagosome maturation; retrograde protein transport, ER to cytosol; mitotic spindle disassembly
Cellular component (GO): VCP-NPL4-UFD1 AAA ATPase complex; nucleus; cytosol
Molecular function (GO): polyubiquitin modification-dependent protein binding; ATP hydrolysis activity; ATP binding
Source: RefSeq, a predicted model, not a curated record